Molecule: messenger RNA, 2334 nt
Organism: Exserohilum turcica Et28A
Lineage: Eukaryota; Fungi; Ascomycota; Dothideomycetes; Pleosporales; Pleosporaceae
Exons: 3
Coding region: 1-2334 (777 amino acids)
Biological process (GO): mitotic spindle midzone assembly; microtubule cytoskeleton organization
Cellular component (GO): mitotic spindle midzone; spindle; cytoplasm
Molecular function (GO): microtubule binding
Source: RefSeq, a predicted model, not a curated record
AUGGAUACGAGCUAUCUCGCCCAGCAGGUCACAACCAUCAUCGGCCAGCUGCAUGGCCUGUUCGACGACAUUGGCGUCCCCAGCCAUGAGCGGGACGAGCGCGAGGCAGAGCUUUUUUCCGCCCUGUCUGAAACACUCCACAACCAAUUGCGCCAGGUGACCGACGAAAAGCACGCCAUGGCCGAAGAGGCGCAUCGCCUGCUCACGACAAUCCGCCAGAUGGAGGCCUCGCUCGACGACAACAAGUCGAAUCCGAAUUACGAAGACGACGACCAUGACAGCGCCAUCACCUUCCCCCUGACGCGCUGCCUGCAGAACCUCAAGGAAAAGUACAACUCGGUCAGCAAGCGACACCAGGAGCGCUUCGAGCAGGUCAGGAAACUGGCAGAGGCUCUCGAGUCGUAUGCGUCGCAUCUCGAGCCCUCGUUUGUCCAAGUCAAGCUCCCGCCCACCGCGCCCAAUGCGACCGUCUCGCCCACGUUCGACAUAUCCCCGGCCUACGUCAACCAGCUGGACCACGAGUUUACACGCAUAUACGAAGAGUACACACGGCGCAUCAACACCGUGCAGGUGCUCUGUCAGGAAAUCAUUCAGCUCUGGGCCGAGCUAGGGACACCACAGGCGCAGACCGAUAGCGCCGUUGUCAAGUACCAUCGCGACGCACCCGAGCAACUGGGUCUGCACAAGGAGGACCUUGCGCAACUGCAGGCCAAGAAGGAGCGCUUGGUCGAGGAGAAGCGCGGGCGGGAACGACGGCUAGGGCAGUUGCGCACAACCAUUGAGGAGUUGUGGGAUCGUCUGGGUGUCGAGGAGCGCGAGCGCAAGCAGUUUCUGAACAGCAACCGCGGAUGUGGCCUGCGCACCAUCAACGAGUACGAGGACGAGCUGGCGAGGUUGAAUGAGCUCAAGCGCCAGAACCUACACCUGUUUGUCGAGGAGGCGCGGUGCCAGCUCCAGGACCUCUGGGAUGCCCUGUACUUCUCCGAGGAAGAGAUGCUCGACUUUACGCCCGCCUUCUCCGAUGUCUGCAGCGACGCGCUCCUCGCUGCACACGAAGCGGAAAUCGCCCGCCUCGAAGCACUCCGGGAACAGCGACUGCCCAUCCUCCAGAAGAUUGACCGCCACCGGGAACUCAUCAAGGAGCGCGACGAACUGCAGCAGUCGAGUCAAGAUGCCACACGUCUCAUGGCUCGCGGGAACAAGGGGGAGAGGCGCGACCCAGGCAAGCUUCUGCGCGAAGAGAAGAUGCGGAAGCGCAUCGCAAAGGAGCUGCCCAAAGUUGAAAGUGAGUUGAAGAGCGUCCUCGAAAACUGGGAAGACGAGUAUGGUCGACCAUUCCAGGUCCACGGCAAACGAUACCUUGACGAGCUGUAUGCCUCUGCUGCCAAGGCUGCGCCGCCCCGCGCAAAGACACCCUCCAACACGGGCAUGCCAAGCAAGUCGGCGACCGUGUCAAGGUCGACAGCUCCCAGCCGUGCUGGCACGAUUCGUGGAGGCGCACCGCCCACGCGUUCAAAGACGCCUGUGUCGAAUUACGGCGCAAGUGUCUCACGGCAUACACUUUCCAGCUCUGUUUCGUCCGUUUUUAGUGCGUCGACAUCGACAACAGCGUCAGCGUCGACGUCGACGUCGAUAUCCACUGCGGCUCAAAAGAGCCCUUCCAAGAUACCUUCGCGCACACAACUAGGCGGCACACAGGGCAGGAACUCGCCUGAACGCCGAAUGCAGCCGCCUGCACGAGAGGAUGCGGCGACGAUGCGGAGAAAGGCGCCGCCCAUGGCACCUCCACCACGGAUGAAGGAUCUCUUUAUACCGCCGGAGCCAUCGCCCGUGGAGACGCCCAUGAACCGCUUCGCCUUCAACCGUGGAGAGCGCAGCGAGAGCAUUGUGCGCAACGUAGCACCCGAGGACCCCUAUGACGAUCGACCAUCUUACGUAAGGCACAGCCAAACGAUGAGCGCAGGCUACAUUCCCGCGUACCCUACACCGUCGGUGUCGUCGGGCAGCAGCCGGCAAAUCUCGCAAGCGUCGUCGACAGGGACGGCAGCGACGGGGGUGACGAUGCAGUCCGGGUCUGAGAACUGGGAGACGUUCAGCGAACAGUCGGACGAUGCACCGGAAGAAGAGGUCGACUUCCAUCAGUACAAGCGGCAGAUGAAGCGGUACACGCCCGAAGGCGGACAUGCAUCUAGCCCGCGGCCCGUCCAAGGCAAGAAGAUUCGCGGUAUCCGCAACGUAGGCGGAAGCGGGUCUAUAAGCGAGCACGAGGGCAGCCUGGUACCCGUGGUUGAAGGGUCUGACGCAGGUUGGACUGACGACGGCGACGGGUACUGA